CAGAGGUGCGGUUGCUGACGUGUAACCAGAGGAGGACGCACCCGCCGCCACCGCACAAACAGCACUGAGUCCCCCUCCCUUCCCCUGCACAGCAGCAGUAAUAGCACUACAGAGAGGGGCGUGCCAGCGGGCGGCUGUCUUCCGGCGGACUGACGCACCGGGCUCCGCCUUCUGCUGCCCACACACGACGGGUGGCUCUCGCGAGAUUCAGUGGCUGCCUGGUGCGGGAGGAGACCGAGGGGUAGCGGCGGAUACCGGAAUCCAGGCCCGAGAGAUUGGACACCGAGCCCGCUGGCUGUGUCUCCCCUCUCAGUGCGCACAUGGACCGCUGCGACCUCCGCCCCCUGCCUGCAGCCCUCCUGCUAGGGCUGAUGCUAGUCUCCUGCGGCCUUCUCCCGGGACCGGCCACCGGCGCCCAGAACGCUGGGUUUGUCAAGUCGCCUAUGUCAGAAACUAAACUAACAGGGGAUGCCUUUGAACUAUACUGUGAUGUGGCUGGGAUCCCCACACCGGAGAUCCAAUGGUGGUAUGCUGAAGUCAACCGGGUUGAGUCUUUCAAACAGCUUUGGGACAGUGCGAGGAAGCACCGGGUCACCAUUAACACAGCCUGUGGCACAAAUUGUGUGAGUGUGCUGAGAAUAACUAGUCUGACCCUGGAGGAUUCCGGCACAUAUGAGUGCCGGGCAAGCAACGACCCCCGACGGAAUGAACUGCGACAAAACCCAGCCAUAACAUGGAUCCGAGCCCAGGCCACCGUAAGCGUCCUGCAGAAGCCAAGAAUCAAUGCCAGUGAAGAUGUUACUAUAAAGAAAGACCUUGGUCCCAUUUUGUUGCAGUGCAAUCUCACACAAAAUGGCGGAAACCUUGGACCAGUUCAGAGCACCUAUUGGACCAAAAAUGGUGUGGAGAUUGCAGACACUCAGAAGACUACCACUGGCACUAGCACAGAGCUGAAGAUUCCAAAACCAAAAGCUGAAGAUUCUGGAGAAUAUUUGUGUGUAUUUACCUUCUCUAGUUCUCCACCUGUCAAUGCUACCAUUGAGGUGAAAGCUGUUCCAGAAAUCACCGGACACAAAAAGAGUGAAAACAAGAAUGAAGGACAAGAGGCACUUUUAUAUUGUAAAUGUGUAGGAUACCCUCAUCCAGACUGGAUUUGGUUUAAGGUGGUUGAUAAUGAACUAAUUGAACCAACUAAUGAGAGCGGCCGUAUCUUUAUCACUAACAAGGAUAAUUACACGGAGUUGAGAAUCAUAAACCUGGACAUUUCCAAAGACCCUGGCGUUUACCAGUGCAAUGCCACAAAUUCUGUUGGUUUAAUUAGUAGCCUUAUCAUCUUGCGUGUACGCAGUCACUUGGCUCCAGUAUGGCCCUUUCUUGGGAUUGUGGCAGAGAUCGUCAUCUUAGCGGUCAUCAUAAUUGUGUAUGAGAAGCGCAAAAGACCAGAUGAGGUGCCAGAUGAUGAUGAACCAGCUGGACCAAUGAAAAGUAACUCUACAAACAACCACAAAGAUAAAAAUUUAAGACAAAGAAACACAAACUAAAUCUCUGCAAUCGCAGAUUUUGCCAGACCGCUACAAAUACUCAUUGCUGAAGUCGACCUUCAGAUGUCUUCAAAAUUCCUUUUUCUUUUGUGUGCGUGUUUUUUAUUUUUUUUAAUUUCUUCUCUCUCAUGUGAGCGAGGGUACAAAACUACUUAAAAGCAUGCCUUAUAUAGCCUCCAAGGCGACUAAACUGAUGGGAUAUUAAGGAGCUCGACAAUAGAGUGCAUAUGCAGCUUUGUGUGCUGUGGCUUUUUUUUUUUUUAUUCACAUAAGAUAAAGAUAUAUAUAUAUAUAUAUAUAUAUAUAGAAAAUUAUAAGCCUUCCAAAUGGGUUAGUAAGGGUUUGAACAGGUUAAUGCAUGCAUGGUCUUUUGGUCUGUAUUUCAAAGUUCUUGUUGCAGUUGAGCAGGGACUACCAAGCACCCGCCGUAAUUUAAGUUUUUUUGCUUGCUAUAGCUGCCACGUGACAGAUGAGUCAGUUGAAUUGCCAUGCUACCAAUAUUUUGGCAAUAUGAAAGGUUUUCUCUGAUAGAGAAGAGGGAUUUCACUGGACUGUAUCAAGUACUAUAUUCAAGAAAUUAGACUGACUCCAGGAGAUUGCUGAGUGGCACAACAAUUAUUGAAUUCCUAAUAUACAUGUGUGUAUACUGUACAUUUUUUUUUAUACUGUAAUCUUUCCUUCCAAAAAUGUCCAGUAUUUUGCACAGAAGCAGAUUUGAACAGAAUGCUCUAGACCACAGGUUCUCAAACUCGGUCCUCAGGACCCCACACGGUGCAUGUUUUGCAGGUCUCCUCACAGAAUCACAACCACACCUGUGGACCUUUUAAAAUGUGUCAGUGAGUAAUUUAUACACCUGUGCACCUGCUGGGUUACCUGCAAAACAUGCACUGUGUGGGGUCCUGAGGACCGAGUUUGAGAACCACUGCUCUAGACCACAGGUUCUCAAACUCGGUUCUCAGGACCCCACACAGUGCAUGUUUUCCAGGUCUCCUCACAGAAUCACAAGAGAUAAUUAUUUCCACCUGUGGACCUUUUAAAAUGUGUCAGUGAGUAAUGAAUACACCUGUGCACCUGCUGGGUUACCUGCAAAACAUGCACUGUGUGGGGUCCUGAGGACCGAGUUUGAGAACCACUGCUCUAGACAGUUGUUUAGCUGCAGAUUAUUAUCAUUAACUUUAAUAUGGAAAGUUAUUAUCGAAUAUACAUGCAAUAGGUGAUCAUUCGCACAACUCUUGGUAUAAGGGGGGAUAACUGAUUGUUUUGUUAGUGCAAUGAAAUUAAAUGCCCUGCUACUUUAGACUAAAUACACAUUUUAGGUGGGAUGCUUUUGAACGUUGGUUCAAUCAUGUAUAUUCUGAAAUCCUUUUUGCACUGUUAAGUCCAAAUGUACAUUCAUGCAGGCAAUCUUUUAUAAGUUAAAAUAUAUAUAUAUUCUUUGUUUGGAGGGGUUCUGUGUUUUUAAUUUGGGUUAUUUAAAAGAUUUUUACAUUGUUCUUUAAAGCAUGGUUCUAUUCUAUGCAACUAGAUGUAAAUGUGUCAGUAUAUCAGAGCUGUAAUAUCUUUUUACUGGGCAAAGGGGUGGGGGAAUGUUCUAGUUGCAUGAGCCCAUGGAUUGUGCAAUUGAAGUGUAAUAAUAAUGUGUGUGUGGCAAAUACACUUGAUAAAACAAAGUGGAAAAAAACAAGA
Molecule: messenger RNA, 3227 nt
Organism: Pseudophryne corroboree (corroboree frog)
Lineage: Eukaryota; Metazoa; Chordata; Amphibia; Anura; Myobatrachidae
Gene: NPTN
Product: neuroplastin
Exons: 9
Coding region: 321-1541 (406 amino acids)
Biological process (GO): dendrite self-avoidance; homophilic cell-cell adhesion; axon guidance
Cellular component (GO): axon; plasma membrane
Molecular function (GO): cell-cell adhesion mediator activity
Source: RefSeq, a predicted model, not a curated record